Molecule: messenger RNA, 1715 nt
Organism: Haliotis rufescens (red abalone)
Lineage: Eukaryota; Metazoa; Mollusca; Gastropoda; Lepetellida; Haliotidae
Exons: 6
Coding region: 75-1301 (408 amino acids)
Source: RefSeq, a predicted model, not a curated record
GGUCUUCAUUAGUUCAUUAGGACAUCGUUUCAGUAGUUACUGUGUUUGCUUCAGUCGUCAGUUCUGACACCAACAUGAAGCCUUCUAUGUUCGGGACCAUAAGUGUCUGUAUUGUAUAUUCGUUUCAUUUUGGAAUAUUUCAUAAUUCGGAAGCAACAUCAACUGUAUAUGGUCGCCAAGGUCAUAGCGUGACCUUGUCAUGGACUCAGCACCCGCCAGGUGUCCGAAAAUUCACCGUCAAGGAUGAGUCCCUGAACAAACAUUUACUUACCGUUACUGAUUACACAACGUUAGAACACAACUUUGGAAAGAGGAUACAAUUCACUGGUAACCUAACGUCACAGGGAGUUGGAGUGUUCAGGUUCAUUCUACAUGAUGUUCAGCUGACCGAUGCUGGGAAGUACAGAUGCUUCGGAAGUGGCUCAGGCAGAAACUGGAUUCCCGAGUGUGGAGUGAAUCUUGAUGUCAUACAGGUUCACACACAUUUCAUGGUGGUCCCGGACACAGUGGCGCCAGGAAGCAGCAGUGUUCGUCUGUCAUGUUACACAUCCAUCCUACCAAAGUACCUGCAUCCAGAGAUAACAUUCACCUGGCGGGAGAACGAAGUAGCACUGGUGGAAGGCGAGAGGUAUAAAAUGGCCGCAAAUAUGAUGAUUUGGAACACAUGGAAAUAUUUCUACAGUAAUCUGACCAUCACCGGUGUCGAGAAGAAGGACUGCGGACAACGAUACUCGUGUCAAGCUGUAUUUGAGGGUCAGAUAAGGUCCAGCUGGAGCGAGGAAUACGUCUUGGGAAAGGACUAUUCCAGAUCAGAGCACAAGGACGUCACAUAUGCUCGCGAGGGAACUAACGCCGUGAUGACCUGGAACAUGCCCCUGAUUGUGUCAGAUGUGAAUAUCAAGUCUCCUGCUGAUGAAACCGUCAUCCGUGUGAACCCUUCCAAAAUCUACGCUUGGCGCAGUGACACCCUGAGAUGGAGGAUUGCACAAGUUGUCGCCUCCUCGUCAUCUACCACCGCCCACAUUGUGCUGAACAAUGUUACAUCCACCUACGUAGGCAUGUACUACUGUACCAAGGCAGAUGGAAGUCGAGUUUCUGGUUGCGGACAUCGCCUCGACCUUGUUAGCACAGAAAUGUCAUGGACAAACAACAUCGAUGAUGGAAAUCAGACCUGCAGCUUGAACAAAGAACCAGCUGCGAACCCUCCCAACACUGUAUCACCUGCAGAUGGACGCGUGAUCUCAGUCUCAGUGUUUGUCGGAUGCGGGGUUGUAACCAUGUUUUCCUCCUGUGUGCUGUAAACAAAACGAACGCGCGGACACAUUAUGAAUUCAUUUUCUGUUAUACUUUCCACCAUGGCUGAAUCAUUAGAACUAAAUAAUGCCUAAUACUGUAAUACUGACUAUCGAGCUAUGAUGAUUAUGUUUCAUGCUGGCGUCUUGAAAUCGGGAAGCAAAGACAAUUGGAGUCAAUUUGUUUCAGGACAGAAUAUAAACACAUGUUCGCGUUAAUCAAACUUGAUAACAAUAUGAAGUUUUAAUCUUCCAAAACAAGAAAUUAUGUGUUCAACAAAUGUGAUGUGAAUACUUCCUUCUGUGCUCUAUGGUGACCGCCUUGAAUCAGCUAAAUCGGUUCGUGUUUUACUGCACAUGGCAUAGUUACAUAUAAAACAUACAAAGCCUUUGUAUUUCCUUGUAACUAAACAUUGGUUCCUU